This is a messenger RNA of Cheilinus undulatus (humphead wrasse), 7166 nucleotides long. RefSeq names its product transient receptor potential cation channel subfamily M member 4-like. The record is from RefSeq and is a predicted model, not a curated record. Gene Ontology annotation, cellular component: membrane. The transcript has 28 exons. Gene Ontology annotation, biological process: calcium ion transmembrane transport. NCBI's taxonomy places the organism in Eukaryota, Metazoa, Chordata, Actinopteri, Labriformes, Labridae. Bases 171 to 3959 code for a protein of 1262 amino acids. Gene Ontology annotation, molecular function: calcium-activated cation channel activity; ligand-gated calcium channel activity.
GUGUGUCUGCUCUGCACCUUAUGUCCCGAAUGGCAUUUUCAUACUUUCUGACACUUUUUGUGCGAGGAAUCUAGGAAAUUAGCCUCAUCACUGGCUGGAAAAUGUCCAGAAAAAAACCCUGAAGCUCUUUCCUCCCAUUAUCUGUGAGUGAGGCUAACAGGAAGACAACAAUGAGAGACACAGGAGGAGAAGGAGGCAGCGGAGACAAAAUCUCAAAAUCUGAAAAGGACCAGAGUUGGAUCCCAAAAAUCAUCAAGAAGAGAGUGUGUACCACCUUUGUAGAAGACUCUUUCAGUAAUGGCGCUCUGUGUCAGUGUGGGGGUACCAGAGACACCCAUGAAUCUGUGGCUUUGGGCGAUUACUUCAGCACAGCGAUUGUCAACCACUGGGACAGUGCCCAGCACUCCUCUGAAUACCCGACUGAUGCCUUUGGAGAGCUGCAGUUUGCAGGAGCCAGCAAGAGGCACAGCUAUUUCCUGCGUCUGUCAUGGGACACACCACCGUCUAUGGUCUACACCCUGAUGACAGCCCACUGGGGUCUGCCUUCGCCUAACCUGGUCGUUUCUUUGGUGGGAGGAGAAGGCAGGACAAAGGUGAAGACUUGGGUGCGGGAGGUGCUCAGGCAGGGACUGGUGAAAGCCUCACAAAGCACAGGUGCUUGGAUCCUGACAGCAGGCCUGCGUGAAGGUGUUGGCAGGUGUGUAGGCGAGGCAGUGAGGGAUCAUGCCACUGCAGCCUCGUCUGUCUCUCUCAAUAAGGUGGUGGCGCUGGGCAUCGCUCCCUGGGGCUUGGUACACAACAGACAGCAGCUGGUCAACCCUCAGGGCAGCUUUCCUGCUAAAUACUAUGUCCAGAACACAACCAGGGACUCUUGUUGCCUUGACAACAACUACCAGGCCUUCUUGCUGGUGGAUGAUGGGAGUGUGGGACGUAGAGGAGGAGAGACAGGGUUCAGGGCCAAACUAGAGGACUACAUUUCCCAUCAGCGUACAGGCAUCUGGGGCAGUGGCAGCAUUGACAUUCCAGUCCUCUGUAUGCUGAUAUCAGGGGACACAAGCAUGCUGGAGAGAGUGGAUAUGUCCCUGAAGAACUCCAUGCCGUGGCUGGUUCUCGCUGGUUCAGGAGGUCUGGCUGACUUCUUGAGCGACAUCUUGGAGAACCUGUCCUCGGCCCCAGUGGUGGUGCAGUCAUCCAGCGAGGGAGACAGCGAGGCAGGUCCCAGUGUGGAUCUGAAGGACAGAGUCGCAGAGCGGGUUAGGAAGCACUUCUCUGCUGAAGCCGAGCCAGACAAACUAGUAGAACGGGUUCUGAGCAUCUACCAGAACAGAGACUUCAUCACAGUCUACCAUGGAGAGCAGGAGGGCCCAAAUGACUUUGAUACAGUCCUGCUCAAAGCCUUGGUUGGAGCGAGCAAGCAUCGUGCAUCAGUCGAUGCCAGCCCUUACAAUGAAGAGCUGAAGCUGGCGGUCACGUGGAACAGAGUCGACAUCGCCAAGAGUGAACUCUUUAACGGAGACAUCCAGUGGAGGUAUGAAGACUUGGAGGACUCCAUGACUGACGCCCUGGUCAACGACAAACCUCAGUUUGUGCGUCUCUUCACUGAGAAUGGCCUCAACAUCCUGGACUACCUAACAUAUGGCAGGCUGGAGAGCCUGUACUGCUCUGUGGCUGAUGGCACGGUACUUUACCAGCAGCUGCAGCGCCGCCUGGUGGAGCGCCUGGGAAUUGCAGCUCCUGUGACAUCAUCCUCAAACAUGCAGGAGUCUCCAUCUAAAGUUGCAGCAGAGAACAUGCAGAGUGGCCCGGGGACGGAGAUCAGCCUGUUUGAGGUUUCAGGGGUUUUGGAGCUGUUAAUGGGUGAUGUCUGCCAGCCGUUUUACUACAAGGCUAUAGGCUUAGAACAAAUUUCAUCAAAAAGGAGAGCUUUGAGGCGUGCCAGUAAGCUGUUGCGUGGGGACUGUUUGUACAGAGGGACACGCUGUCUCUACCCCUGGGCUUCUCUCUUCAUAUGGGCCGUCCUGCAGAACCGCAGUGAGAUGGCCACCUUCUUCUGGGAGAUGGCUGGAGAAUCAGUGCUAAGUGCUCUGAGUGGCUGUAAGAUUCUGAGGGAGCUGUCCAAGCUGGAGGUGGAGACGGAGACCAAACUAUCCAUGAAGGAGCUCGCUCAGAGGUUUGAGAACAUAGCACACGACGUCUUCAGCUCCUGUUAUCGCAGCGAUGAAAGCCGCUCUUUCACCCUGCUGAUCAGGAAAUCUCCUGUUUGGGGCGGCACCACCUGCCUCCAGAUGGGCAUGGGCGCUGAUGCAAGGCUUUUCUUCAGUCAUGAUGGAGUACAGUCCCUGCUGUCUCAGAUCUGGUGGGGUGACAUGAAGAGAAACACGGAGGUGUGGAAGCUCCUGCUCACCUUCUUCUGCCCUGUCCUCUGCUACACAAACCUCAUCUCCUUCAGGGAACAAGAAGAGCAUCAGGAGGAGCAGCAGGGGAAGCCUAGUGAAGAUGGACCAGGCCGGGACAGUGACAGCCUCUACGGGACCACAAUCUUUUCUUUCUCAGACAUCAAACACAUUGAAGCUGAUGCACAGGGAUCAUACUCUCCCAGGACAGCAACCAUCAAAGGCAUACCCCACUCUCGCAGACCUCCAAAGCGUCCGUUCAUUGUGUCAAGAUGGCGGCAGUUCUGGUUCGCACCUGUUACCUCAUUUUUGGGCAACGUUCUGAUGUACUUCCUCUUCUUGCUGCUGUUCGCCUAUGUGCUGUUGGUUGACUUUGCACCCCCGCCGCCUGCAGGGCCGGCCAUCACUGAGUAUGUGCUGUACUUUUGGGUGUUCACCAUCGUGUGUGAGGAGAUCAGAGAGACAUUCUUUUUGGGGACGAAAACGUGGCGUCAGAGGAUCAGAUUGUACAUUCAAGACGUGUGGAACAAGUGUGACCUCAUUGCCAUCUCGUUGUUCAUCAUAGGACUCAUCUGCAGGAUGUUCAAGUUGACAUAUGGAUUUGGCAGAGAUGUCCUGUGUGUGACCUACAUGGUCUUCACCAUCCGCCUCAUUCACAUCUUUGCCAUUCACAGACAGCUGGGACCAAAAAUCAUUAUUGUUGGCAAGAUGAUGAAGGAUGUCUUCUUCUUCCUCUUCUUCCUGGGAGUGUGGCUGAUGGCAUAUGGAGUGGCCAAUCAGGCUUUGCUUUACUCCUAUGACCCUCGACUUGAUCGCAUCUUUAGGCGUGUUUUCUACCGCCCAUAUUUGCACAUAUUUGGACAGAUUCCAGUGGAAGAGAUGGAUGUGGGGAAGCAUUGGGACAUGGAAUGCACACACAACGUGUCUCUGAUUCGGAACGGUGAUGAGCCGUGCAGAGUUCAGAACAGUAACUGGCUGGUGGUGAUCCUGCUGGUUGUGUAUCUGUUGGUCACCAACAUCCUGCUCAUCAACCUGCUCAUCGCCAUGUUUAGCCAUACUUUCUCUGAGGUGCAGGCUAACAGUGACAUCUACUGGAAGUUCCAGCGCUACAACCUGAUAGUUCAGUACCACUCCCGGCCUUCCCUCGCUCCUCCUUUCAUCAUCCUUUCUCACAUCAAUCUGUUUAUCAAGAGGAACAUCCGCAAAGUGCCAUCAAUCAAGAUCCACCACUUUGUGCUGCAGUUAACAGGUAAAGCUGCUAACAGGUUAAUGACAUGGGAAACCAUCCAGAAGGAGGACUUUCUGACUGCCCAGAACAAAAUCCAGAAAAGCAGCGACUCUGAGAGGCUCAAACGGAUGUCUGCCAAAGUGGAUGGGGUCCUUAAACAUAUGACUGAGAGCAGAGAUUUUGACCACAGACUGAGGGCUCUGGAGAACGAGAUGGAGUACUGCUCUAAUGCUCUCAGCUGGAUCGUGGAUACUUUGGCACAGGGAAGCACAUUCAAACCUCCCCGACCUCCCCCUACAUUAAGAGAUGCUUUCCCCUCCUCUUCCAGUUCUUCCUGAUUCUGCCUUAAUGAUGCGUUCACUUGCUCAGGGUUGGUAAGAAACAGCCACCCACUGGUCUUACUGUUUUCCAGUCGGGUUCAUCAAUGGACUCACUAACCAAAUAAAGUUUAAAUAGCUUUGAACUGAAAAAAAGAGUGAAAGGAAAGCAACCAUCACUCCUCUUUACAGUAUUAAAUAAAUGCAAUUUAUGCACAUUUUAUUUUAGGUGUGCAAUCAUUUAAUGCCAAAGACAAUUUUAUGUAUUUAUUAUGUGGCAUGAUAUAUUUUAUGUUUUUCAUUUGCCUAUUCUAUUAUGUCUAUAUUGCUGUAAUUGUAAUCUGAUGGCUGGAAAUCUCUGUAUGGUUUUUAUAGGUGUUAACUGUUAGACUGAAACUAUAAUAAUGUUACAGGGAAAACUGUCAGAGCACAUUGGUUUAUAUUUUGUUGUUUCUGGCCAAAUAGUUGCUAUAAAUUGUCAGCAAAACCCUACUGAGACCAAGGUCUCUGUCCAUGUGUGCCCUGUAGCAAUAUUGUAAAAGAGAGAAAAAGACAAACAAACUUCAAACAAAAUAAUUACAGGUAUAACCAUAAUUGCAUACUCAUUCUGGCAGACUUAUGCCCUGGUAUAUUACAUAUUUCAGUCAGGAACACUCUGGUCAUACAUUUUAUCAUGUUAUCACAAAAUGGAUCUACAGUUUUACAGCAAAAAUAGAAGUGGCUCCGUGACAGAUCCCUGGGGUACUCCUUCACGUUAAUCUGUUAGUUAAAUCAUUGUGAAACAAUAAAACAAUAUUGGUGUUAUUGAGACCAGCCAGACACAACCUACUUUAUAAAAUGGAUUGGUCAGCCUUAUCAGAAGACUUUAAAAAUGGCUGGCUGUACAUUUUCUAACCUUACUAAUUGAAUUCAUAGUCACUUAUUACAGGGGUUGUUAAAGCAUGUACUAUAGCCAGGUCUCAGUCUGGAUUCAUAUCGGGGUUAGAAUGUUUCAGGAUAAAAACAAUAUUGCUUAUUCACCCAUGAUUCUACUAAUGUAGACAGAAAAUUUGGAACUGAUGCAGAGCAUACAAGUUAGUGAAGCUCCAUGCCUGUGCUUACUUUAGCUAAGCCUAUCUUAGCUUAGUUAAGCUUAGAUUAACUUAGUUUAGCACUAAAGCUGUGUCCAAAACCAUACAGGCCCUGCCUACUACACACUAGGACAGUGUAAUAUGUUCAUAUCAGGUCAGCAUGUACUUUUGAAGCAUGCUAUGUAAAGUUAGCUAGCACCUGGCUAGCACCAGGUAAUAUGUGGAAGAUUAGCAGCUAUGCUCAUUUCUGACGCAGAUACAUAUUUAUUAAAAUCUUAUUGGUACACAUUAAAUAUGUUAAGAACAGUUGCUUUUAGUUGUAUGCCAUUUGCUGGCUGACUGGAAAGGCUCCACAUUGGCUUAAAAAGCCACAGUGCAUCGUGGGACAGCUGGAUAUGUCAAAUAAGCUCCUAUCUUUCACAUAAAAAUUACAGUCAAUCCGUAUGCUCCAUUUAGCAUGUUUUCCUGUUUAAUCUUUGGCACAUAAACAAGAGCAGUAUUUGUCUUUUCAUCUAAUGUUUUUGCUAGAAAGCAUGAAAGGACAAAAAGCUGAACUAAAACUUUGACAAACUGCAUGUGGUGCAAAGAAAUGAAAUAAAACUUCAGUACUAGAGUCUCUGUGAGAAGUGUGACUAAAACAAGAGCGGUAGUUUGGCACACAGUAGAGAGAAGGGGAUAUGGGUAGUGUGAAAGGUGCUCCAUCGGGCUGAGUUUCAGUGUACCAGAGCUCUAUUGAAGGUCACAUAGUAGAACCAGGCUAUUGAAGGAGCCUUUACUGUAAAUAGCUGCCUGGGCCACCUGUCAAUCGCAGCAGCAGCACAAACUGAGCACAGCAGUGUCAUCACUUUCUGCCUGGCGGCUGCAUGUGCAGCUAUGUUCUCAUGUCAGUGAGCAUGUGUGUCUCACUCCUCAUGUGUCGGUGUCUAAGUUAUCCUAAUUUAAAGGCUUCUUCUUUCAAAGAACCUGCACUGCUCCUGAGUCUGAAUCUCCUUUCCUUUUUUCAAAAUCAAAACCUUUGCAUUAGAAAUGUUUGUACUUUCAGUGUAAACCAUUUCUGUGGAAUGUAAGCCUCAGACAAAUGUGCUGCACAUGAGCAGACCGCCAUCAUCUCAAAUUCCUUCUAUUUACAUCCAAUCCAUUCAUCAUCCUGACAUGUUCUUCUCCGCUGUGGAACUUGCAAGCAAACUUUUUUCUUUUGCUGAUUAGACUGUGUCUGAGAGGUGUUGGUUUCAUUUAACAAGAGAGUUUAUUACUUUUAUUGUAAGGUGUUUGUAUUUUUUGUGUCAUGUUUGCAACAAUGAGAGAGGCAUGUGUGUCUCCCUCCCUCUUCAGCCUUUAUCCAGAACAAACAGCAAAUGUUAAAAAUGUAAGUGUAAUAAAGUGUAACAGCCUGUUUGAGCAUGUACUGUUUAUUCCCUGUGUGUUCUCUGCAGUUUCACUUCCAAUUAAUUUGUAUUUUUCAUAAACAAUUAAUCAGCUGAGAACAAUCUUUUUUUUCCAGUUACAUAGAAUAAGAGAAGUAAUAGUAAAUUAUGUGAGUAAGAUUUUGAUUUUGUCAAAAAUCAUGGAACUUCGAGUGAAAAUUUUAAAAGGGCUGACAUUUUCAGAAAAAAUAUCUAAAAAUUUAAAAAACUUUUUGUAAUUUUUGCAAAGAUUUUUUGUAAAUUUAGUGAUUUUUUUUGGAGCUGUGUUUAAAACAUUUUUGUCAAGAAAUGAAAACUAUUUGUCAAGAAAUUUAUGGGAAAUUAUUUAUGGAAUGGAGAAAAGUUCAAACUUUCGGUCAAAAAUUUUCAGAAUUUCUUUAGGAAUUCUAUUUAAGUUUUUUGAAAGAUGUGACAAGAGUUCACAAUGUUUCCACACAUUCUUAAAGACAUUUUUGACCAAAGUUUUAAAUUUCCUUUGUAAAAAUGUUUUGAUGAAAAUUUCCAGAAAAGAAUUGGUGAAAGUUUGCUUAAACCCUUCAUGAAAAUCCCUAAUAUUUUGGAAAAAGUUACAUAAAUAUUUAAUUUUUGUCAAAAGAUUGACAUUUUUAUGAACAAGUAUGCCAAGCAUUUAGAAUUUACAGGAUGGGCUUAUUAAGUUUCCUAAUGUUUUGGCAGGACUUUUUGAAAGCUUUAAUAAAACAAUUAGGAAUUUUAGGAAAUAAUCUGUAGAACUU